AUGGAUUUGGCAAUUCCAAGUCCCGAGCCGCCGGGCUGCUCCCUGCUGCAGCGGGCCGUGGCGCUCCUGCAGAGCUCCUCGCUGCACUCGGGCUCCCAGCACGGAUUCCAGUACAGCCGCGCCAUCCUGGUGGAAAACGAGCUUUUCCUCAGCGAGCUCCGAGCUUUUGCACGAGCCAAGGCAGCUGCAGGAUACAGCCAGGAGGAGCUGCAGGAGACCUUUGCAUUCCUGCUCUUUGACAAGGAGGAGGAGGCCCAGCGGGUGUGUCAGAGCGGGCUCCGUGUCAACAGCAGCAACAUCUCCACCCUGGGGGACCCUGCCAAAGGGGUUUAUAUUUCCAAGUAUUCCGACUGCCUCCAUGCCAGCCCUUGGCACCAAGGAAAAUCAGGAUUUAUUGUCAUCUGUAAACUCAUCAAGGGCAAGGUGCGGGCGCUGCCCGCGAGCGCCCCCAGCGGCUCCCCCGGCCCCUCGCCCGGCUACGACUGCCACGAGGCCACCGGCAGCAGCCAGUACUACGUGUACGAGGUGAGCGGGGCGGCGGCGGCCGAGCGUCCCCGCCAGGUGUGUCCGUACGUGCUGCUGGCCUGCCAGUACCGCCCGGCCCGGGAGAUGGCCCCGCCCAGCCCAGCGGAGCGGAACCACCAAGAGCCGCGGUCGCUGUCGGCGCCGUGCCCGUGGCGGGGCCAGCUGUGCAUCGGGGGGCAGCGCCUCUGCACCAUCGGCCUGAGGAGCCGGCACAGCGCGGGCUUAGUGCCCGCCCAGCUGCCUCCCAGCCUGGACAUCAAACACGUGAUGGGAUUGUCUGACUUGAAGAAAAAACUGCCAGAAGCUGCAUUUGGGAAAAAAAAUUACACUGGGAAUGAAGUCUGCUUUCAGGGAGUUUAUUCCAGUCUCUACGAGGUGGAAAUAUCCAAUAAGGAUCAAUCCAAAAUGGAUCAGCUGGUGGAAAAUCUGAAGGAGAAGGACUUGGCAAUCAUCAAAUAUUUACAGGACCAAGGAAUUCUCAUCCUGCUCACCUCCUCAGCCUUGGCACGGGAGGAUGGCCUGGAGCCCAAGGAGCCCGUCAGCCUGCUGGCCCUGUUCCUGUUCCGCUCGCCCCGGGCCCUGAGCCCCCGAGUGGAAAAGCAGGACCCAAAGGAUGGGAAGGCGGGCAGUGCCAGGAAUGCCAUCUCCCUAAAAAUCGCUUCGGUUUUGCCGGGACUCCGCUACGCCCUACGGAAAGCAGCCAGCUCCUCCUGGAAUGCCUCAGGCAUCCAGGAGCACCUCCAGGAAUUUGCAGAACUCCAGGAAAACUCCCAGCCCAGCCCUGGGCAGGGCAGUGACGUUCCCGUUGCUCCUGUCCCCUCUCCCUGCCAGGAUGGGGACGCUGACCCUUCCCAAAAGCUCUCGGAGCGAUCCCUGGCCCAGCUGCGCCGUUACCUCUGCGACCCCAGCAGCUUCACCCUGGGCAUCUCAGCAGCCUUGCAGUGUCUCACUGGGGCUGCCAGGAAUCUGGGAGCUGAUCCUGGGAAUUCCUCCUCCUCCUCAGUGCCCCCAGAUCCUGCUUCUCCCACCAGAAAACUGCGGGAUACGAGAGAGCAUCCCAGUCCCGCUCCGGAGAGAAUCCCAAAAAGCAUCACCUCUCCCACCAAGCCCUGGGGCCGGGAGCUCAGGAGGAAAUCCAGAAGGAUCCUCAGGAAGAGUGCGCCACCCCGCAAGGCACAAACCCAUCCUGGGGAGAACAACAGCAGGAGCAGGGAGGCAGCCAAGAAAAAAGCCAGCCUCGCUUCCUCUUAUCCCAAAAAAUCGGGAUCCACGGGCAAUUCCAACGAGCCCAUGCUGAAAUUGGCCAAUUUGCAGUUGCCACAUGGAAGGAAAAGAGGUGCAGAGGUCCUGGCUGCAGAAAUUGUCCACACACCCCAGUGUGAAGGUGCUGAGAAGGAAAUCUCAGCUCCUGAUGGUCCUGGCAUGGAGGCAAAGAGGCCAAAAACCCUGGAAAACCAGGACUCCAAGAAGGUUCCUGCCACAGAGAGUGGCACAAAGCCAGGGAAGAGCAAAAUGCAGAAAAACGUGGAAAACAGAGCAUCAAAACCUCCGGAGAAGCAGCAGGAAGAGAGCGAGAGGAAGGAGCAGCUCUCGGAGGUCCCGAGUGAAGCCUCAUCCCAAACCCCCGGAGCAGAACCUCCAAUGAACCUUCAUCCCAUGGCAAUUCCCAGUGGAGCAGAACCUCCAAGGAACCUUCAUCCCAUGGCAAUUCCCAGUGGAGCAGAACCUCCAAGGAACCUUCAUCCCAUGGCAAUUCCCAGUGGAGAAGAACCUCCAAGGAACCUUCAUCCCAUGGCAAUUCCCAGUGGAGCAGAACCUCCAAGGAACCUUCAUCCCAUGGCCAUUCCCAGUGUUCCAGAACCUCCAAGGAACCUUCAUCCCAUGGCCAUUCCCAGCAUUGAGGAACCUCCAAUGAACCUUCAUCCCAUGGCAAUUCCCAGUGGAGCAGAACUCCCCAGGAAUGUUCAUCCCAUGGCAAUUCCCAGUGGAGAAGAACCUCCAAGGAACCUUCAUCCCAUGGCCAUUCCCAGUGGAGAAGAACCUCCAAGGAACCUUCAUCCCAUGGCAAUUCCCAGUGGAGCAGAACCUCCAAUGAACCUUCAUCCCAUGGCAAUUCCCAGUGGAGCAGAACUCCCCAGGAAUGUUCAGCCAAUGGCAAUUCCCAGUGGAGCAGAACCUCCAAGGAACCUUCAUCCCAUGGCCAUUCCCAGCCUUGAGGAACCUCCAAGGAACCUUCAUCCCAUGGCCAUUCCAAGCAUUACCUUUACCCUGCAAGGGGACAACAGCGACUCCCACGCCCUGAACCUCCUGGCUGACCUGGCCCUGGGCUCCUGCAUUCCUGCCUUUAUUCCCAAGGAUUCUGGGAUAAUUCCCAUGGAAUCUGGGGAUUCCUGGGAGCAGCAGAGCCCUUCCGACCCCAAAUCCCCGCGCGUGCCUCCCGACCACAAAUACCACAGGGCGGACAAGCAGGGCAGAAAACCCACCUCCACCUCCAGCAAGUUGGCUCUUCCUGAAGAAAUGUAUUCCAGCCAGCUGGCCUCUCCUCCCAGGGAAAAAACCUCUGGAAUUCUCAGCCAGAGCAGUGGGGCAUUCCAGGCGUUCCCUCCCCGCCAAGCUCCGCAAUCCCCCGAGGUGAACAAACACUCCAUCAUCUCAGCCGAGCACUCCUACGCCUCCCCCAUGCCCGACGAUCCCAAAACGUCCCCAAAUCCCAAAGAGAAUCCCGGUGCCGGCCCCAGGAGCGCUCCAGCAGCUCCCUUGGUGGGGAAGGUGCUCCCGUUCCGGCACCAGCAGAGCAGCGCCGCCGAGCCCGCCCGCAGCAGCCGCUCUCCCAGGAAAAAGGAGGAUUUCUCCAAGAGCCACACGGUCAGGCUCUGUGGGAAUUCCAUGGAGGUCACCUGCCGUUGGGAAGAGGAAUAUCUCUUCCACCUGGACAGCAGGUACACCAAUGAUUCCCUGGAGAAAACCGUCAUCCGUGCCCUGCACGGGCCUUGGGAUCCUGAUCUUCCCGACGAUGUGGAAGAUGUGAAGCUGAUCCUGCACAUGUGGGUGGCUCUGUUCUACAGGAAGCCCAGCAAGCUCCUGAGCAGCUCCAGGAAAGUGGUGGAGCACAGCAAUCCCAGGAAAUUUGUCUCCAUCAACAGCUCCGGUGGCUUCCUGGAGCUCAGCGACGACAGCCAGGACUGCUUUGGCUUCGAGACCUGUCCUGCAGACUCCGGCUCCGACCCUGACCAGACUCCCAGCAGCUCCCUGGAUCCCAGCACCCCUUCCCAGGGCACUUCCCAGCCCCAGAAAAGCCCCGCGGAUUCCCAGACGGACGCGGCCGGAGCUGCCGGAGCCGUGGACAGCACGGUGUCCUCCUCCUCGGGGGAGCUGCCCUGCGGGGAUGAGGAGGAGCCUUCCUCCACCAGCUGUCCCGAGAGCCUUUCCCUGCAGGAGGGUUCCAGGGAAGAGCUGGAUGGGGCAGGCAGGGAGCCGGAGGUUAUUCCCGAGGAGGGCAUUCCCGAGGAGGGUGUGCACAACGUCUCCAGCGUCACCGCGGAGGAGCCAGCCAAGGAGGAGCUGGUGGAUGCCAGGAUCACCCCCAGCCCUCCCGAGGAGCUCAGCUGUCCCAGCAAAUCCCUGGAUGCUCCAGGCACGGAAAACCCCGGGAGCCGAGCCCCGAAUUCCAGCACAGCUCCAAGGACAGACCCCCCCUGUGCACCUCAGGAAAAGGGGGAGCAGCAGCAGGAAAACCAGCAGGAAGCAGGCUCAGGGAGUGGCCCUGGCCCUCCCGAGGAUGAGGAGGCAAUGGGAGGCUCUGGGCAUUCCCUGGAAGUCGAGGAUGGCGCUGAUCCGCAGCCUGCCCGUGAUUCCAUGGCCUUGGAAGCAGCUCCUGGAAGUGCAGAGCCUGGGGGAGCCACUGAGGAAGGGGAGGAAUCCCAGGAGCCCUUGGAGCACUCGGAAAAGGAUGAGAGGGAGGUGGAGGAGGAGGAGGAGAAGGAAGAGAACGAGGAGUUGGAGGAUGAAAGUCUCUUCGUGGGCCCUGUGGGUUUGGUGCUGUCCGAGAGCAGCGAUGCCGAGAUGGAAUGCGAGCAGAAUCCAGGGAAUUCUGCAUCUCCAGAGGAGUUUGGUGCUCCUGAGGAGGACCUCAUGCCCAGCCCCACCUCCCUGGCACCCCCUUGCCCUGACAGAUCCUCCCCAGCACCCUCAGAUGGGGCUGGGACCGACCCUGGCGGCUUUCCUGAGGAGAUGUCACCAAACCAGGAGGAGCUCCCAGAUCCCUGGGACGCUCCGGGCACACCGGAUUCGGAGAUGGACGGGCUUGGAGUGGCCAGUCUGGCCGAGGUGGGGUCACCCCACAGCGACAGCGGGGAGCUGCCAGUCCCCCCUGAGCCCAGCCCUGUCCGUGGGGCACAGCCCGACAGCGUUACCGACAGCCCGGGGGCUGCUGGAGCCACGCUGGGGAACGGCUCGGAGCGCAAAAACCGGGAUCGGGCGGCCUCUGGAGAAAGGUGGGAGCCUGCUGGAAGUGCGGGGUCCCCCUGCGGCCAGGGAAUGAGCCUGGCCCUGUCCCCCGACUCCAGCUCCGCCUGCCCCACCUCUCCCGAUGGCUCCGUGGAUCCGUGGGCUGCUCCGGAGGAUCAGCCCGUGGAGAGCGCCCAGAGCGACCUGGGACGGAGCAGCUGCUUCUCCCCGCUGGGUGGGGAUGCCGCCGAUCCCAACCCCAAUUCCCUGGAUGUUGAGGAGCCAAACCGAGGCGGGAAUGGGGUUUUGCUGGAGGAGCAGCAAGGGAGCCCCUCUGGCAUCAGCACGGAGGAGCUGGAUGAUCCCGUGGGAGCAGGAGGUGGUCGUGACUCCUCCUUUGACUCCACAGACGUAGGAGAUGACUGCGGAGCUGAGGAGAGUGAGGAUGUGUUCCCUGGGGCGGAGAAUUCCCCUGGGAAUGGCACCACCAACACGGAGAUGGCGGAGAUCCCUCUCCACCAUCGCCUCCUGGAAUCAGAGCCCUCCUCCUCCAUCAGCUCAGUCAUUCAGGAGCUCCCCAGGCAGGAGCACUUCCCAAACAUCCACGGGGACUCGGCUCCAGCUUCUCCUGCUGCCGGAGACUCCAACCCUGGCAUUCCCACCAUGCCUGGCCGGCGCAAGUCGGUGCUGUGCCGCCUCUGGAAGCCGUGCCGGGAGGUGAGCGUGGCCGCCUGGAGCCCGCAUGGCUCCUUCCAUCCCAGCUGUUCCCGGGAGCCGCUGGAAUCUCCAGCUCCCGGCAUCCCCGUGGAGGCGGCAGCGGAGGUGGGAGCUGCUCCUCCUUCUCCGUGGGACGAUCCGGAGGCUGCGGGGCCGGAGCCAGGCUCGCCCCUCCCUGAGGCGCUCCCCAGGGUGCUCCCUCCCACUCCGGGCAGUGCCCAGUGGGCCGGGAGCCGUGGUAGCCCCGGGAGCAGCCCCAGGAGCCAGGGUAGCCCCAGGAGCAGCCCCGGGAGCCAGGGUAGCCCCAGGAAUUGUGUCAGCCCCAGGAGCUAUGGUAGCCCCAGGAGCUAUGGUAGCCCCAGGAAUUGUGGCAGCCCCAGGAGCCGUGGUAGCCCUGGGAGUGUUGGCAGCCCCUGGAUCCAUGGCAGUCCCAGAAGCUAUGGUAGCCCCAGAAACCAUAUUAGCCCUGGGAUCCGUGGCAGUCCUGGGAGGUAUGGUAGCCCUGGGAGUGGUGGUAGCCCCAGGAGCCAUGGUAGCCCUGGGAGCCAUGGUAGCCCUAUGGGCCGUGGUAGCCCCAGGAGCUGUGGCAGCCCCAUGGGCUGUGGUAGCCCCAGGAGCCAGGGUAGCCCGAGGAGCAGCCCCAGGAGCCUUGGUAGUCCCAGGAUCCAUGGCAGUCCCAGAAGCUAUGGUAGCCCCAGAAACUGUGGCAGCCCUGGGAGGUUUGGUAGCCCUGGGAGUGGUGGUAGCCCCAGGAGCUGUGGUAGCCCCAGGAACCAUGGUAGCCCCAGGAGCUCUGGCAGUCCCAGGAGCUGUGGUAGCCCCAGGAGCCUUGGUAGCCCCAGGAGCCUUGGUAGCCCCAGGAGCCGUGGUAGCCCCAUGGGCCGUGGUAGCCCCAUGGGCUGUGGCAGUCCCAGGAGCCAUGGUAGCCCCAGGAGCCAUGGUAGCCCCAGGAGCCAGGCAGGGGAUGCCGGAGGGAGCCCCGGGGAGGAGCCCUUCCCGCUGGAAGACCCGGAAGGAGGCAGCAUUCCCAGCCCUGCACCUUUCCCAGCCUGGGAGUGCGCCCUGGGCGAGCCCUGGGACGUGUGUGAGCACAGCCCUGAGGGAUCCCCGGCGUUCCCCGAUCCCGACUGCGCCAGCACCGAGGUGGGACAGGGAGAGAUUCCCGCUUCUCCUGUCCCGUGGGACGAGCCCAGGGAUCUCUCUGGAGAAAACCUGGAGUUCGGCGAUGCUGAGGAUAUUUCGGAUCUGCUCCCAACGGAAGAGCAGCUCCCAAGCCUAGACACACACCAGGACUUGGCCUUUGAAGAUCCAUUGGGGAAUUCCUUUGGUGGCUCAGACCAGGAAUAUUUUGAGGGGAAUUCUCACUCCCCUCUUCCCAGCACCUGCAUCAUGAGAUCCGUGGAUGCUGCAGGAGCAAGGACUCCCCGGGACAGCUCCUCCAGGAGCUCCGUGCACACGGAGGAGCGCGGGGAGCCCUGGGACUGGGACGUGCCCGGGGAUUACAGGAGCUUUGUGGUCACCAGGCAGUGCCAGGAGAGAGUGGAACAAUUCCAACUUCCCAGGAGGCACAGCCGCCGCGCCCAGGAAUCUCACCUGGCGCGCGCCCUGAUGGGGACCUGGAGGGACUUCGAGGAGAUCACCCAGAACACUUUGGACAUGGAGUGUCUCCGCUUCCACUAUAAGCUAAAAGAAAUCCUAAGGAAGGGCAGACCGCCCUUUUCUACCUCCAAAAGCAUCUUCCCGACGGCCUUCUCCCCGCUGUCCCCGCGCAGCAGGAGCCCCUUGCAGGUGACCAUUCCCCCCUGGGACGCGUGGGACGCCGGGAGAGGCCGGUGCCGGGCCAGGAGCCAGGAGCGCAGGGCUCCGGCACACCUGAGCAAGCUGCGGUACGAGUGCGCCCCGCCGGAGCCCCGCGGGGCCGUGGCCGACAUCCUGGAGGAGUAUUCCGAGUUCCAGAGGCUGCUGCUGGCCAGGAGCGAUGCCGGGAGCGCCGGGGCAGUGCCGGGAGAGCCGGGGGUUGGCCGGGCUGGGGCGAUCCGGGACGCGGCGGCGGAGCUGCGCGGGGCCCUGCGCUGCCACCUGCGCCGCGUGGCCGCCGGCGCGCGGCCCGGGAUGUUCUACCUGCUGGAGACCGGGCAGGAGCCCUUCUUCGACAGGGCCAAGGCCCUGCUGAAGGCUCAGGGGUUUGUGAGGACGGAGCCCCCGAAUUUCCGCGGGCACCGGGGCGGCGAGCGGCUGCUGGUGAUCAUCAGGAACGAGGACAUCGCCUCCCACAUCCACACGGUGCCGUGCCUGCUGGAGCUGAAGCGCUGUCCCAGCGUGGUGUUCGCCGGCGUGGACGACCCCGAGGAGGUGACGGCUGACACCUUCCAGGAGCUCUUCCAGGCUGGAGGAUUCGUGGUGUCUGACGAGGAGCUGCUGGAAAGGGUGACCUUGGGCCAGCUGAAGGAGGUGGUGAAGGUGCUGGAGCAGCUGAACAGGAGCGGGAGGUGGAAGUGGCUCCUGCACCACAGGGAGAGCAAGAAGCUCAGAGGAGACCUCAGCAGGGACGAUGGCAGUGCCCAGAAGAAGCAGCUGCUGCUGCGGUGGUGCCAGGGGGCAGAGCUGCUGGAGCCGCUGCCCUUCCACGGCUGCGACGCCGCUGCCGAGGGCCGGCGCGCGCAGUGCCUGCUGCAGCUGCAGGCGCAGCACGUCCGCGCCAGGUUCGCCGUGUACCUCACAGAAAAUCCCAGCAGCAGCAGCAGGGAGAUCCUGGAAAACAAAGGAAUUCUUGUGGCUGACAUCAACACCUUCCUCAGCACGGUGCAGAAAGUGGCUGCUCCCUUCAGAAGAUGCUACUGGUGACGGAGCGAGGCCACGAGGCCACGAGGAUGCGGCUCCUCCCCAGGCCCUGCGGCACCGGUUUGGGCACCCCGGGCCCGUGGGGGACAUCCCCCCAUCCAUCCCAGUCACUCCCAGUGGAUCCCAGUGAUCCCCGUGGAUCCCCACCGUCCAUCCCAGUCAACCUCAUCAAUCCCAGUGGAUCCCCACCAUCCAUCCCAGUCAAUCUCAUCAAUCCCAGUGGAUCCCAGUGGAUCCCCACCAUCCAUCCCAGUCAACCUCAUCAAUCCCAGUGGAUCCCAGUUAUCCCUGUGGAUCCCCACUGUCCAUCCCAGUCAAUCUCAUCAAUCCCAGUGGAUCCCCACCAUCCAUCCCAGUCAAUCUCAUCAAUCCCAGUGGAUCCCAGUGGAUCUGAGUUAUCCCAGUGGAUCCCCACCAUCCAUCCCAGUCAAUCUCAUCAAUCCCAGUGGAUCUCAGCUAUCCCAGUGGAUCCCCACCAUCCAUCCCAGUCAAUCUCAUCAAUCCCAGUGGAUCCCCACCAUCCAUCCCAGUCAAUCUCAUCAAUCCCAGUGGAUCCCAGUUAUCCCCGUGGAUCCCCACCAUCCAUCCCAGUCAACCUCAUCACUCCCAGUGGAUCCCAGUGGAUCCCCACCAUCCAUCCCAGUCAAGCUCAUCAGUCCCAGUGGAUCCCAAUUAUCCCAGUGGAUACCCACCAUCUAUUCCAAUCAAUCCCAGUGGAUCCCAGUGGAUCCUGGCUGCUGCUGGGGCUGGGGGAAAGUCGUUUUUAGCUCUGUACAUAAAGCUUAUUUAAAGGUGGGGAAUGCAAAUCCUCGAGGGAUUCAUUCCCUGCCCUCCAGUCUGAUAUAGGAAAGGUUCUUUUAACGGUACAACUAAAUUAUUGGAGCGGUUUCAGGUACUUCCAUGCAGGCAAACGAGUUUCCCGAAGUCUACUUGAAGAAUAGGAACGAGAACAAAUCCCUUUUCCGCGUGGUCGUUGCUGUUCAGGCCCACACUACAUUUCACCUCAGCCCCGCUGCCUCCUGCUGACAGCAGGGAGCCGGGAUGCAGGAACAAAAUAAAUAAGCUCUUAUUUAUGGGGGAAACGCCGGGACAGGGGCGUCCUUUUAGUUGGUUUUUAAAUCCAAGACUCCAAGGCCGUUCUGUACAGGAUGACUUUGUAAAGAGUUUGAUUAAUAAAACCUCCAAAAUAA
Taeniopygia guttata (zebra finch) is the source of this 9719-nucleotide messenger RNA. The record is from RefSeq and is a predicted model, not a curated record. Lineage: Eukaryota; Metazoa; Chordata; Aves; Passeriformes; Estrildidae.